Owenia fusiformis is the source of this 720-nucleotide messenger RNA. The record is from the annotation of a GenBank genome assembly. NCBI's taxonomy places the organism in Eukaryota, Metazoa, Annelida, Polychaeta, Sabellida, Oweniidae.
GAGCAUAGUUAACUAAUAAUUUAGUAUUUGACGUGGAGGCGAAGAGGACACAUCAACCAAACAAGCGGACAUCAAAUUCAAAUUUUGAAAGUAGAAGUCAAAAUGAAAUUGCUCGCAGUGAUAUUGCUGUCGGUUUUGAUUGACCCCUGUAACUGCUAUUGGGGUCGUAGCGGGAGCAGGGGCGGCGACCGGAGCCGUUCUAGGUCAUGUAAUGUUAAAGGCAGUGAUGAAGCAGUCUUAGCUGAGUUAAAUGAGUUCAUGCGUCUGUACAAGGACGAUUUGAUUGAUCCUAAUUUGUGUGCUUCUCCCACUGCUCCUGAUUGCAGCUCUCUUGCUGCGAGAUAUACAGACGACUGUGUGAUCCUAGCUUCAUCAUUUUGGAGAACUUUUGAAGGAAGAGAAGAUGUCCUAAGCUUUCUUGAAAAUAUACUAAAGGCUCAGGACCCUACGUCAUAUAUCGAUGUUGUUUUUGACAAAGUUAGCGUGGACAAAAGAAGUGCUACCGGCUACGGUCAGGGAAUUCUAUAUUCCAUAAAUGAUCAAGGCGAGACGGUGGUGUUUGAUGUAAUGCGCGUCAUGAUCCACUUCGUUCGGGUCAAAGAAGGAAGAAAUUGUGUUUGGAAAAUCAAGUUCUGGCUCGAGAACAAAGAGUUCGAUGCUAAAUAAUAAUUAUAAUGUGAAAAUUAACGAGCAUUAAAAAAUAAAAGUUGCUAGCAACAA